CCACUGGCUUGGGCUGCUGAAGCGGCGAAAAGAUGGUUUGCUCAGCGCGGCUCCCCCUCGUCCGUUUGCCCCGGUUCUUGGCCGGGAAGAAGGCCGGGCAGGCGCGGGCUCUCCCGGGGAGAGAGGUGCAUCAGUAUCAAAAACUGAAAAACUCUUCCUGCUUCCAACCAAAAAUGCCUCCAUGUGACUUUGUGCCUGAGAAGUAUGAUUGGUCAGAACCUGCUGAAUACCACUUCUGCAGCUAUGGGAUGAUACCACCAGUCCUCCAGACCUUAAUCUUCAAGAAGAGACAUAUAGGGAGAUAUAUUUUUUCAAGUCUUAGCCUCCUAAUUAAGAACCAACAUUGCCACAAAUCAGAUUGGAAGUGCCAUUUUUUUCUCCCUCAUGAAUCCAGGAAAGUAACAGCAGCAGCUCAGAAACAGUUCGGCCGCCUAGGACACACGAGCAACAUCUACUUGCAUCCAGGAAUCCAAGAAUAUACAGAGAAACUGACUUCACUGCUUCCCGGCUCCUUAAAGGUAGCUUAUCUGACUAACAGUGGUACUGAAGCCAACGACCUGGCAGUGUUAAUAGCAAGAGUUUUCACCCGCAACACUGACGUCAUUGGUUUGAGAGGCGGAUACCAUGGAGGUAGUACCUAUGCUAUGGGCAUCACAGCCAUUGGGAGGUACAAAUUUGGUGUUGGCAAUGGAGCCAACUGCCACUCGACAAUGUUGCCUGACGUUUUCCGUGGUCCCUGGGGAGGAAGCCACUGUCGCGAUUCUCCGGUGCAAACAAUUCGAAAGUGCUCCUGUUCCUCAGGAACCUGCUAUGCUAAAGACCAGUAUAUUGAGCAAUUCAAGGACACACUCCAAACUUGUGUUUCAAAGAAAGUCGCUGCAUUUAUUGCCGAGCCAAUUCAAGGCAUAAAUGGAGCAAUUCAGUUUCCCAAAGGAUUCCUAAAGGAGGCUUAUCAGUUGGUGCGUGAAAGGGGAGGCCUCUGCAUUGCAGACGAGGUUCAGACUGGAUUUGGUCGAACAGGCAGUCAUUUCUGGGGAUUUCAAGGCCACGGUGUCAUUCCAGACAUAGUUACCAUGGCCAAAGGAAUUGGUAACGGCUUUCCCAUGGCAGCAGUUGUGACUACACCAGAAAUUGCACACAGUAUGACAGAGAACCUCCACUUCAACACUUUUGGGGGCAAUCCUGUGGCUUGUGCAGUUGGAUCUGCAGUCGUGGAUGCAAUAGAAGAAGAUGGCUUGCAGAAAAAUUGCCAAGAGAUCGGAACUUACUUGCUCUUAGAGUUUGCAAAGCUGCGGGAUAUGUUUGAAAGUGUUGGAGAUGUUCGUGGUAAAGGACUGAUGAUUGGGAUAGAGAUGGUCAAGAAUAAGGAAACUUGUGAGCCACUUCCAGCUGAAGAGAUGGACCAGAUUUGGGAAGACUGUAAGGAUAUGGGGUUGCUGAUUGGCAAAGGAGGAACGCAUCUCCAGACGUUUAGAGUUAAACCUCCAAUGUGCAUUACUAAAGACGAUGCAGAUUUUGCAGUGGCCGUCUUCCACGAAGCCUUAAUAAGACAUAUGAAAAGAACAGCCGAAAUGUAGACACACACACACACACACACACACAUUCCUGAGAUGCACUGGACUCACUGUAAAUAAAUCCAUGAACCAACA
Messenger RNA from Pseudonaja textilis, 1649 nucleotides. The record is from RefSeq and is a predicted model, not a curated record. Lineage: Eukaryota; Metazoa; Chordata; Lepidosauria; Squamata; Elapidae.